CCUGAGCUCGUGAAAAUACAUCUCUCUCAAAUUUGUUCCCCUUAUCGUUUGCCUUCAUUAUUCGCAUCUUUCGAGUUCCCCUCAUAGAUUCCUGUGCAAGAUAGUGGUCUCGUUUUGCGUUAUUUGGAUCCGAGUUUCUUGGAGGGGGAAUAAUGACCUCCAAUUUGAUUAUAUUCCCAUGAUUUCUGUUUUCUGUCAAUUGUGAAUUUUGGCUCGUAUUCGAAAGCUCAAAGCUUUUUUUUCUUUUUCUUUUCCUCUUUUAUGAUUAUCAGAAAAAAAGCUUUCGCGUUCACAAACUUUUCUUGUUACAAGAAUUUUUCGGAAUUUUAGGGUUUUGUGUUGAACUAGAAAGUUCAAAGAAAGAACGGAACCAUGGGAAGAUACCACUUUUCACCUGUACAACAUGUGCAAGUUUGACUCAUGGUUGCGAUUUUUAUUGCAGGUUGGAGUGAACUGGAAAAAAGUGAUCCUGAGACUUUCUCCGAAACCGAUCAAGAAAGAAAAGGACAAAGCAGCGAGUUUUCCGUUCCAGAGAGAGAAAAUCCCCUUUGCACAAGCUGUCCGGGACUUUGACCCUUUUUUAAUCGUCUCUGUUUUGUGAAGCUUCUCCUUUUUUCUUCCUCAUCCUUAAUAGCUCUUCAGUUUCAUCUGUUUUUCUCCCUCUGUUUUGUUUGUCUAUCUAAAAUUUGUUCCCCAAAUCGAGGAAUGGGAAUAAAGGUUGCUGCGACUUGUUUGCAUUGGUCGCAGUCUGUCGUUCCUCACUCACCUUCCUCUUCUCAAACACUCGCCUCUGCAAUUGUAUCUCCGUCGAAAAGACGAGGCAGAAACGACCGAACUAUUGUCUGCCAAAUUGUUCCUCGAGGCGACCAGUCGUCUCUAUUCCGAACGUCAUCGAUAAGGUUCUUGAGGUCAAGGUCUUGCGAGUACACAAAAACCAGAGGCCAAACGUUAAAGAGAGCUGCCAGCGCCAGUUCAGAUGGGUCAUUUUCUGAGGAAGAAAUGGCCGAGCACAUUCGAGAAUUAGCGUUCAAGUUCUUUUCAAAUGGGGACAGCGAAAUUAUAAACAAUAAAGAUAUAGAAUCAGAUGAAGCCGGCAAUUCGAGGGAUGAAGAAAGCGGAAGCCACAACGGUUGCUUCAAUGAAGAUUUAUUCAGAAUGAGUAGUAUCAUAAACCCUGUACAGAUUCCCAUACCGUUUUCCCCUUGGAAUCUUCUUGAUUCUGUAGAGACUCCGUGGCUGGGGAUCAGUCCAGAACCCCCCGACUGGCCGGAAAGGGAUGACAUUAUCCCGGCGAACAUAGAGCGGAAGGCGAACAGCGUUAAUCUUCCCCUGUCCCUUCGGAUGAUAAAGAAGAAGAGGCAAUGGAAAGAAGGCUUCAGAGAAGCUGGUGAAUCCGCUUAUUGCUCCGUGAAGAAGGCCUUCUCUUCCAUGGUAUUCAUCAUCCGAGAGCUUCACAGUUAUGCUUUGCAGAUGCGGGAGAUCCUUUUCUACGAAGAUCUGCAAGGGAUUCUGGAUCGAGUGCAGAAGGAGAUGCACGCUUCGUUCGUCUGGCUCUUUCAACAGGUGUUCUCACACACGCCGACUCUCAUGGUCUACGUCAUGAUCCUUCUAGCCAACUUCACCGUGUACUCGAUGCGUCACAACACCGCCAUUGCAGCACCAACAAUGGCGUCGGGGUAUUCGGGCGCCACGGUGGAGACUGUAACGAUGACUGACAUCAGGAAUCAAAAGCAGUCCAAGUUUGAUGGUUCGACGAUUAAGACGUUUUCUGUUUCGUCUUCGGCUGGUAAGAGCACCUUCGUGGGGGGAAGCAAUGGUGGAGGUGGAAAGGUCCGCCCGGUGGCCAGUGGGACCGAUGGUGAUGGCCGAUUCGACGGUUCAUCAUCGUGGAACGAGAAUCGAACCAUUGUGCCAGACGAGAUAUCUCGGGUGUCAUCUUUUGGGAACCCUACGUCGACACAGGAAGGUGGGGAGUCGGAAACGGUUAUGGAAUCAGAGAGUCAGGAGGGGACGGCGAGUGAAGAAGAGGUGAAUCUAUGGAAUGCAAUCGUGGAGGAAGCAUGUAGACUGCAAGAGAGCAUGAGGGACGAGGCUCUGGACCACGAGACAACGCAACGGUUCGUUUCGCCGAUAAAGGUGGAGAUUGAGCCGGAAGACUACACAGAUUACUUGAGGACGGAACUCAUGUAUCAGCUGGCCUUGUCCCAAGAGCCUGGCAACCCUCUCAUCCUGGCAAACUAUGCUCAAUUCCUCUACCUCGUCGUCCGCGACCAUGAUAGAGCGGAGGAAUACUUCAAACGCGCAAUCAAGGGAGUAGAACCCCCGGAUGCGGAGUCGUUGAGCCGGUACGCGACCUUCUUGUGGGUGGCUCGAAAGGAUGUAUGCGGAGCGGAGGAGACAUUUCUAGAGGCCAUUGCGGCAGACCCAGGCAACAGUGCUCACGCAGCCAACUACGCUCACUUCCUUUGGAACACUGGUGCCGAGGACACAUGUUUCCCUCUCGACGCUCCCGACGACAUCGACAGCAACGACGCGUAGAGAAAUUGAAUGGUCAAAUUACUGAUAAAUACAUGCACCACAUUAUCCACCACUGCAGCACCGAUAGCCCCAACCCAAUCCCCCCUUCCCUUUAUCUUCUGUUGAUAUAACGAUUAUAAACAUAAAGAAAGCGAAAAGGAAAUCAAAUUAGUCAAAGAGUCUUUGAGCGAAGCUACAAAUGAAAUGCGAAACGUAUUCUUUUUUUGUUAAAUUCCUUUUUUCUCUAUAUUUUAUUCUCACAUUUCUUUAUCUUUUAUUUAGAAAAAAAAAUGUAUACCUCUUUUUCUUGGUUGGGUAACUGCAGCGAAUGAGAGAGGAUGGUAACUUGGCAGUUACAGUCUUACAGAGUGGAGAGGUGAUGGAUGAAUCCACGGUUGGGCGGUGGGCUAGCAACAAACGGCAUCAUGGGGGUGUCUCAUAUGUCUGUUGCUCGGUGUCAGGUCCAUUUUAGACACUUCUUUUAAGGUGCUUGUUUCCUUCUUCA
This is a messenger RNA of Nelumbo nucifera (sacred lotus), 3022 nucleotides long. The record is from RefSeq and is a predicted model, not a curated record. NCBI's taxonomy places the organism in Eukaryota, Viridiplantae, Streptophyta, Magnoliopsida, Proteales, Nelumbonaceae.